AUGUGUGGCAGCUACUAUGGAGGCUGUGGCUACGGACGCUGUGGCUAUGGAGGCUGUGGCUACGGAGGCUGUGGCUACGGAGGCUGUGGCUACGGAGGCUAUGGCUAUGGAGGCCUGGGCUGUGGCUAUGGCUCCAGCUAUGGCUGUGGCUUCCGCACCCUGGGCUGUGGCUCUGGCUGUGGCUUCGGAUAUCGCUCCAACUCUCUCUGUGGCUAUGGAUGUGGCUCUGGCUACGGCUCUGGCUUUGGCUGCUACUAA
Neogale vison (American mink) is the source of this 258-nucleotide messenger RNA. Its product is annotated as keratin-associated protein 6-3-like. Gene Ontology annotation, biological process: keratinization. The record is from RefSeq and is a predicted model, not a curated record. Lineage: Eukaryota; Metazoa; Chordata; Mammalia; Carnivora; Mustelidae. Bases 1 to 258 code for a protein of 85 amino acids. The transcript has a single exon.